CAUCUUCUUCCUCUUCAGCCCAUUCUCUUCUCCAUAGCAUAGCCAUUGAAGAUGGAUUGCUUUGGAGCCAAGUACGAGUGUCUGUUUUUCGAUAUGGAUGAUACACUGUACCCUCUCAGCACCGGAAUCAACUUGGCUUGCCGGAACAACAUCCAAGAGUUCAUGCUGAAUCGCCUGGGAAUCGAGGAAACCCUAGUUCCCAAGAUGUGUCUGGACCUGUACAAGGAAUACGGAACCACCAUGGCUGGUCUCAAGGUUAUGGGAUAUGAAUUUGACAACGACGAGUUCCAUGCGUAUGUCCAUGGAAAACUACCGUACGAGAAACUAAAACCCGACCCAGUUCUCAGGAACCUCCUCCUCUCCAUGCCACAGCACAAAAUCAUCUUCACUAACGCAGAUAUGGUGCAUGCGGCUCGAGUGCUCAGCAGGCUUGGUCUCGAGGACUGCUUUGAAGGGGUCAUAUGCUUCGAAACCCUUAACCCUCCAAUCGAAUCAGAGGCUCCCAUCCUCUGCAAACCCGACGUGAAAGCCUUCGAAGCUGCCAUUCGUCUUGCUGGCGUAGACCCCAAGAAGACGAUGUUCUUGGACGACAGCACGCGUAACAUAGCGAGCGCAAAAGCGGCAGGGCUGACCACGGUUCUUGUGGGUGGCUCGGUGGCUAAUAUUCCAGAAGCAGACUACGUAUUAAGCAGCAUCCACAACAUAAAGGAGGCCGUACCUGAUAUCUGGGAAGGCAAAGACGAGCAGCCCGAGCAAGUUGUGCAGCCAAACGCGGUUGCAACCAUGGUUCUUGCCUAAGAUAUGGUGGAAAAAGAGGUUUAUGUAUGUAUGUAUGCAUGUAUGCAUGUAUGUAUGUAUGUAUGUAUAUUCUCUUGCCGAAUUCCUCAAACACAGAUAUUAUACAUGUGUCAUGCUUUAAAUAAAGAAGGGUUGCCAAAAGAGAAACACAGAGGUCAAACGUGAACAUCACUAUACAAUUUGCUCA
Molecule: messenger RNA, 985 nt
Organism: Tarenaya hassleriana
Lineage: Eukaryota; Viridiplantae; Streptophyta; Magnoliopsida; Brassicales; Cleomaceae
Exons: 7
Coding region: 52-798 (248 amino acids)
Source: RefSeq, a predicted model, not a curated record